This is a messenger RNA of Diaporthe batatas, 952 nucleotides long. RefSeq lists its product as uncharacterized. The coding region runs from base 177 to 728 and encodes 183 amino acids. The transcript is spliced from 3 exons. The record is from RefSeq and is a predicted model, not a curated record. Gene Ontology annotation, molecular function: fatty acyl-CoA hydrolase activity. Lineage: Eukaryota; Fungi; Ascomycota; Sordariomycetes; Diaporthales; Diaporthaceae.
GAGCCGCUGACAUCCAUCCAGAACAGGAACUUAUCUGCUACAAACCAUCCGGCACAUAAAGCAAGUAGAUAAGUACUUUUUGGGUUCUCACUUCAAUUCGACCUUUUGGUCAUUUAUACAAACUCGAGGCCACGAUACUGUGGUCUAUCAUUGAUCCUCCCUUACUGCUCGGUGCCAUGUCGAACCCGCCCAGAAAUGAUGGCGAACGCCUAAAGUCCAUAAGGAAGAGAUUGUAUGAGGUGCAAGGUGCAGACAGGCUCAAGCUAUGGCUCGAAUACACCGUUGCGCAGGACGAGGACCCAGAGCUGCAGGAAUGGAUGUCAAGAUGUUCACCAUUUCUGAAACUCCACUCAUGGUCUGUGGAUGACCCAAACCACCCCAAGGUCGUAUUCAAGUAUACUAUCCAGCAGAAUAAUUGCAACAGGAUGGGCAAUGCCCAUGGGGGCCACAUUGCCAGCCUCUUCGACUGGGUGACAACGAUGCCGCUGACCUUGGUCAACAAGCCCGGGUUUUGGUUCUGGCUGGGGGUGAGCAGGACGCUGAAUGUGACCUACCUCAAACCAAUACCACUCGGCGAGGAGAUCUUGGUCGAGGCGGAAAUCCUGAGCAUCGGAAGGAGGCUGGCUACGAUCCGGGGCACGAUGAGGAGGGCUAGCGACGGGACUCUGCUCACCGUGUGUGAACACGGAAAGGUUAAUGCUGACCCCGAGGCCGGCAGCAAGCUUUAACUCAAGCCCAGUGUGAGAUUUGUUCACGACUCGGGUCUUCCGAGUUGGCGUUUACCUAGAGGGAAAUAUACUCUACACAGCGUGUACACGUGUAGAUACACGCAGAGGUACAACAUGACAUACAGGUCAUGUGCGUGCAUAGACAGGGGGUACAUCACGGAAUGAACCCAAUCCCCCCUAGUUUGUACAAGGGGACGAUGUCUGGAAUUGUUCGUUGGUGGCCC